Colletotrichum higginsianum IMI 349063 is the source of this 876-nucleotide messenger RNA. Its product is annotated as E3 ubiquitin-protein ligase CCNB1IP1. The record is from RefSeq and is a predicted model, not a curated record. Gene Ontology annotation, biological process: reciprocal meiotic recombination. NCBI's taxonomy places the organism in Eukaryota, Fungi, Ascomycota, Sordariomycetes, Glomerellales, Glomerellaceae. The transcript is spliced from 4 exons. Gene Ontology annotation, cellular component: synaptonemal complex. The coding region runs from base 1 to 876 and encodes 291 amino acids. Gene Ontology annotation, molecular function: ubiquitin protein ligase activity.
AUGGAGAGUGCGGGGAGAGCAUUGAGCUUCUGGGCAUAUCAAUCAACACAGGAAAUACCGCGGGAGAUGCUGACGCAGAGAUUGAGAGUCUUCAAGAGAAGCUACAAGGCAAGUUUUCCAAUGGAACUGACCAUGCUGUCUUCGAGCAUGCUUAUUGAUGGUACAGUAGCCCUUUCGGACGACUGCGACGACGUGCGACGCAAGCACGAAGAGCUUGCACAUGCCUACCAAGACAAGUGCCGUAAGCUUACACAGGUCCAGGAGCUCUACGACCGGGUGAAGAGGAAAGCCGAGCUAGGACAGAUGGAGGCUGCUGCGGUGGACGCUGUUGCUUCAACUCUCCAGUUCGGUACACGCGUGCCCGAAUACAAUAAGAAUGAAUCGGCCGCGAGGCUCAACAUCUACGAGCAGCAAUCAGACCCUGCGCACCGCGCUCCUCCUUAUACCACCAGGACGGACCGUCAGUACCAGAGCGCACACGCUAAUGGAGGCUCAGGGACAUUUCGUGGGGAUUUGGCCUGGUCAAGGAGCGGACCCGCGCAAGGCGGCGAUGUACAGACUCCGCGCGGAACCCCCCGGACGCAUGGUGUUGAUAUCGGGGCCGAGAGUCAUGCUAGAUUCGGGUCGUCGGCGGCUUCCAAGCCGGCUGUACGUACGUCUUCAAGUCGAGGCAUCUCUGGCGUACUUGGCAAUGCUUCAAAUAUAAGAAACCAACCGGUUCUUCGUGGUCAUGGACUAGGUCUCGGACUCUCCUCUGGCAUCAGAACCAGUCACACCAGUCAAGUCAACCAUGGCAGCCACAACAGUCAUGGUUCGGAGGAACGCAACGCAUAUCAGUUAUAUGCCCGAGAAUUUGACCAUAUGCCUGGCCCAUGA